This is a messenger RNA of Plasmodium vinckei vinckei, 3855 nucleotides long. RefSeq names its product conserved Plasmodium protein, unknown function. The coding region runs from base 1 to 3855 and encodes 1284 amino acids. The transcript has a single exon. Gene Ontology annotation, molecular function: protein binding. The record is from RefSeq and is a predicted model, not a curated record. Lineage: Eukaryota; Apicomplexa; Aconoidasida; Haemosporida; Plasmodiidae.
AUGUCGGGUGGAGAAGUAAUUAUUGAAAAAAAUCCAUCGAGUAAGCAUUGUGUAGCUAAAAAGGAGUUAUUAUGUGAUAGUAUAAUAUGGGAACUUUUACAAAAUUAUUAUAAAAAAGCUGCAAUAAAUGCAUGGAAAGAAAAUAUAGUUCCAUCAUUCGUAACAAGUAAUAGUAAGCUAGCUAAAGAUUAUGCAAGAGUAAUAAUUAAUUAUAUGAAAGAUUGGUUUAAUAGUAAUGAAUGUGAUCGUAAUGUUCCUAUUUAUAUAUUAGAAAUAGGUGCAGGUCAUGGGAAAUUUACUUACUUAAUUUUAAGAGCAUUAUCAAAAUAUAAGAAAUAUUUUAAAAGCAUGAAUUUACCAGAAAAACCAUUUGUAUAUGUAUUUACUGAUGUAGCUAAAGAUAACAUAACUUAUUGUAUGAAUAAUGAAAAAUUGAAAAAAUAUAUUAACAGCAAAGAUAAUUAUGAUAAGACAUAUUCAAGUAAAAAUAAUUCUUAUUAUGAUUCAGAAAAUGAUAAAAAUGAAAUGAUAAAUUAUGAUUCUUCAACAAACAGUUCAUGUUGUUCUUCAUCAUAUAAUGAAACAAAUUAUUCAGAUGAUAAACCUAAAACUUAUUCAAAUUAUUCAAUGUUAGAUUUUGCAUACUUUGAUGGAAAUGAUACAUCAGACAAAAUUUAUUUGGAAAUUACUAAAAAAUAUAUACCUAGUGGUACACCCAUAGUUUUAAUAUGUAAUUAUGUUUUAGAUUCUUUAUUAACAGAUGCAUGGAUAGUUAAUAGUGAAAAUUGUACAAAGCGAGCUUGCUUAUCAGUUUAUUCACCUAUAGAAGAACCUGAUAAAACAAAUGCAGACAUUAUGUUACGAAUGUCUGUUAAAUGGGAUUGGGAACAGAUAGAUAUUGAUGAAGAAAUUAAAAAAGAACAAACAAAUAAACCAUCUGAUUAUUUAAGAAAAUAUGAAGAUAUAUAUACAGUAUUGAAAUUAUAUUCUUACUUUAAUCAAAAUUUGUCAUUUGUAUUACCAGUUGGUGCAUUUAUAUUAUUUAAGCGUAUAUUAAAAUUAAGUGAUAAUAAAUUAUUAUGUCUAAUCGGGGAUAAAGGUUAUCAGUCUUAUGAAGAAUUUCGAGGUUAUAGAGAUCCUCAUAUUGUUGUUCAUGGUAGUCUUUCUUUUAUGGUGAAUUUAAAUGCUAUUUGUCUAUUCUUUUUAUCUUUGGGAGGGUAUUAUAUUUAUACACCUUACUCCGACACAUUUCAAGUUGUCACAUUAUUACUUCAUAAAAAAACUAACGAGUUUACUAUUCGAAGCCAAAUUCAAAAUAAUAAUGUGAUAGAAAAUGGCUUCUUUGGUAAGGUAGAUGGUAAUUCAUCAGUAGAAGCAUCUGGAAAUGUCAUUACCCCCUAUGAUAGAGUUAAAAAUUCUUAUAUAAUAAAAUAUUUCAAAAAAAAUGCCAAGGCACAUCAAAAAAAGAAAAAUAGUAGAUAUUACAGUAAAUUAUCAAAUCAUGAAUAUGAUAUGGAACGAGAUUUAAUAAGUUCAAAAUUAAAUAGUUUUAAUAAUGGAGGAGAAACAAUUUACAAAAAAAUGAAAAAAAUUAAUUUAAAAAAUUUAAAUAAUAUGAGUAUACAUUUUGGAGGAACUAUUUCCUCUUUUUUUGAUAACGUCGAACAAAUACCACCUGAUAUAUUAAUAAGUUGGCAAAAAUCUGUUAUUCAUAAUAUUAAUAAUCAUCCAGCUAAUGUGUCAAUAAAAGAAUUAAUUGCAUUGUUAAGGUAUUCUAAUUAUGAUUCAGAUGUUUUUUUUAAUAUACGAAGUUCAUUCACAAAUCUAGCAUGUUACCCCAAUAUAAAUGGUAGAACAGAAAAAGAUAUAUUAUUAGAUAUAAAAGAAUGUUAUGAUAAUUAUUAUUCAUUAAAGGGUGAUGAAGAUAUUGCUGAUGCAUGUGGACAUAUAUGUAUGAAAUUUGGUGAGUUCAAUAAAUCUAUUUAUUAUUUAAAAGAAAGUUUAAGAAAUUUCAAAGAAUCUAGACAUUCAUCAACAUAUAUUAAUAUAGCUUCAUGUUACAAAAUUUUACGUAAUUAUAAUAAAUCACUUAAAUAUAUUAAAUCUGCUAUAAAAUUAUCAAAAAAAGAAAAUAAUAAAAAAAAUAAAAAUAUCCCAACAAAUAAUAUGAACUAUUCUCAUGACUUAUUAUAUAAUAUACAAUUUUGUUUAAACCCAAUUGAAUAUUCAAUUAUUGGAUUAAAUUAUUAUGUACAAAAUGAUGGAUUAUAUUACUUAUCUUUUGAACAUAAAAUAAAAUUAAAGUAUAUCUUUUUACUAUCUAAAGAAGAAGAAAAUGUUCUGAAAUAUAUGCACAGUAAAUAUAAUAAUAUGCAAUAUGAAAAAAGUAAUAGAAAUAUGGAUUUUUCAGACAUUAAAAUUGUAAAAAUUUUUGAUAACAAUAAAGUUGUUUCAUUAAAGCAACUAAACGAUCAAGACAGCCAUAAAAACAAUAAACACUAUCAUGAAGAAUUAGAAAAUGAUAAGAAUGCUGAACUAGCCCAAAUGAACUUUUACACAAAUGUAGAAUGCAUAAAAAAAAAUUUAGCUGAGUGUUUAAAAAAAUAUAAUUUUCAUUUUGGUGUAAUAGAUUGUCCAUGGAUUAUAAAACCUGAUAUUGUAAAUUUAAUGGUGAAAAAUUCGAAACACAUAAUUACUUAUGGUACUUUAUCAGAUGUACCUAUUAAAUCAUCUGAAACUAUUUUAAAUUAUAAAAAAUAUUCUGAACAAAUUAGUUGGAUAAAUAAUAAUUAUAUGCAUGAUGAAUGUUUAUAUGAAACAAGAGAAGCAUUAAAUUAUAUAAAACAAGUUACAUCUAUAACAGUUACACAUUAUAGUUACAAUUUAUUUAACAAUAAAAAUAAGGCUAUUAAAAAUAAAGACAUAUUAACUGAUGAUUUAUGCAUGGUUCUAAGUAUGCUUCAAAUUAUUUUGGGUUACCAUUUAUCUGGUCUCACAGCUAACUUUUUGAAAACAAACAAAUCUUCUGACGGUUCAGAAAUGGAUCAUAAUAAUGGCGAUCACAAUGAAGUAGAAAGGGCUACCUCAGAACCCAAAAUAAAUGAACCCAUUUCCGAUUACAAUUGUUUAUCUGGUAUUCUCACAUUUUCAAAAAAAAGAAAUGUAUCAGAAGAAGAUGGAAUGGAAAUAUGUGGAAACUAUUUAAUAAUGAAUAAUAAAAAUGAAGAAUUUAUAACAAAAAUAAAUAUUAUCGGUAUAUUUGGAUCUAUAUGUUUAAAAAAAACCUUAUCAAAUUGGAAUAUUCAUAUUGUUAAUAUUAAUGGUGAAACAAUAUUUGAUAAGUCAGGAAGAAUAGCAACUAACCAAAAUGCAAAUGAUGUAUUUAUUAGUCAAUAUUUAAUUAAAACAAAUGGAAAACUUAAUAAUAUUAAACAUUAUAGUGAAUAUUAUUCAAAAGAUGAUACACCUAUAAAUAAUAAUGAACCAUUUGAUUCUGAUAUGGAUAUAUUAGUACUUACAUCUGAUGACGAAAAUAGUGAUGCUCAUUUAAAAGAAAAUUUUGUAAAUACAACUUUAGAUACAACCAAAGAACCUUCGGAAGAUAAUAGUGACAAUGAAAAUAAGGAUUUUUAUUUUACAGACUUUAAUUUAGAAAUAAUGAAAGACCUUCCUGGUAAAAGAUUUUAUUCACCUGGUAAAGGAGCUUAUGAAAAUAUUAAUUUUGAUAAAGAUUUAAUUGAUAUAACAGUUAAUAAUAAUACAUUUUAUUCUCGUAUUAUUGAAGGAAUAAAUAUGUCAUAUGAUCAAAAGGGAGCUAUGAUUAAUUUUAAGUACAACCCCAAUGCGAACCCAUAA